ACACCGCAAGGCGCCCCCUUCUCCCCAAGCCAGGAGGCGUUUCAAGUCGCAGCCGGGGCCUCCAGAGCCAAGGCCGGAAGAAGUCUGAGAGCCCGGGGCUCAAACACCUCCAGGCGGGAGGUGAGGGAGGAAUCCUCCGCGCGAGGCUGCCCAAGGGGUCUCAACCUGGCUUUCCCAUCCCGCCGGAAAGCUUGGUUCCCCGGACCCCGCAGCGGAACUACAAUUCCCAGUACCGCAGCCGCCCGGACUCCCGGAAGUCGAAGUGAGGAGCGGAGGAAGCUGCUGAGACCCCGCCAACAGGCCAGGGAUUAAUUUUGCAAGAAAAAGGGGGCGGGAAGGGCUGUGGGGCACCUGUCAAUUCGUCACCAUGAACGUGGUUUUUGCUGUGAAGCAGUACAUUUCCAAAAUGAUAGAGGACAGUGGACCCGGUAUGAAAGUACUUCUCAUGGAUAAAGAGACGACUGGAAUAGUGAGUAUGGUAUACACACAAUCAGAGAUUCUUCAGAAGGAAGUGUACCUCUUUGAACGCAUUGACUCUCAAAAUCGAGAGAUUAUGAAACACCUGAAGGCCAUUUGUUUUCUUCGACCUACGAAGGAGAAUGUAGAUUAUCUGAUUCAGGAGCUCCGAAGACCCAAAUAUAGUAUAUAUUUUAUUUAUUUCAGUAAUGUCAUCAGCAAGAGUGAUGUGAAGUCAUUGGCUGAAGCUGAUGAACAGGAAGUUGUGGCUGAGGUUCAGGAAUUCUAUGGUGAUUACAUUGCUGUGAAUCCACAUUUGUUCUCCCUUAAUAUUUUGGGCUGCUGCCAGGGUCGAAAUUGGGAUCCAGCGCAGCUAUCCAGAACAACCCAAGGACUGACAGCUCUCCUUUUAUCUCUGAAGAAGUGUCCCAUGAUUCGUUACCAGCUUUCGUCAGAGGCAGCAAAGAGACUCGCUGAAUGUGUUAAGCAAGUGAUAACUAAAGAAUAUGAACUUUUUGAAUUCCGGCGAACUGAGGUUCCUCCAUUGCUGCUUAUUUUAGAUCGCUGUGAUGAUGCCAUCACCCCAUUGCUAAACCAGUGGACAUAUCAGGCCAUGGUCCAUGAACUAUUAGGGAUAAACAACAAUCGGAUUGAUCUUUCCAGAGUUCCAGGGAUCAGUAAAGACUUGAGAGAAGUGGUCCUGUCUGCUGAAAAUGAUGAAUUCUAUGCCAAUAAUAUGUACCUGAACUUCGCUGAGAUUGGUAGCAAUAUAAAGAAUCUCAUGGAAGACUUUCAGAAGAAGAAACCAAAAGAACAGCAAAAACUAGAAUCAAUUGCAGACAUGAAGGCAUUUGUUGAGAAUUAUCCACAGUUUAAGAAGAUGUCUGGGACUGUAUCAAAGCAUGUGACAGUGGUUGGAGAGCUGUCUCGGUUGGUCAGUGAACGGAAUCUGCUGGAGGUUUCGGAGGUUGAGCAAGAACUAGCCUGUCAAAAUGACCAUUCUAGUGCUCUCCAGAAUGUAAAGAGGCUCCUACAGAACCCCAAAGUGACAGAGUUUGAUGCUGCACGUCUCGUGAUGCUUUAUGCCCUACAUUAUGAACGACAUAGCAGCAACAGCCUGCCAGGACUUGUGAUGGACCUCAGGAAUAAAGGUGUUACUGAGAAGUAUCGAAAGCUCGUGUCUGCAGUUGUGGAAUAUGGUGGUAAACGAGUCAGAGGAAGCGAUCUGUUCAGCCCCAAAGAUGCUGUGGCCAUUACCAAACAGUUCCUCAAAGGACUGAAGGGAGUAGAAAAUGUGUAUACACAGCAUCAACCUUUCCUACAUGAGACCCUGGACCAUCUCAUCAAAGGAAGGCUUAAGGAAAACCAGUACCCUUACCUAGGCCCCAGCACACUCAGAGACAGCAAAUAGUCCAAGAAGCUAGACUAUAUGAAGAAAGAACACAGCAUCAGGAUUGAAGAAAGACUCGUUAACAACCUGUAGUAUGCAGAUGACACAACCUUGCUUGCUGAAAGUGAAGAGGACUUGAAGCACUUACUGUAAGAAGAUCAAAGGCUACAGCCUUCAGUAUGGAUUACACCUUAACAUAAAGAAAACAAAAUUCCUCACAACUGGACCAAUAAGCAACAUCAUGAUAAACAGAAAAAAUUUUGAAGUUGUCAAGGAUUUUAUUUUAUUUGGAUCCACUGUUAGCACCCAUGGAAGCAGCAGUCAAGAAAUCAAAUGACGUAUUGCUUUGGGCAAAUCUACUGCAGAAGACCUCUUUAAAGGGUUAAGAAGCAAAGAUGUCACUUUGAGGACUAAGGUGCAUCUGGCCCAAGCCAUGGUUUUUCAGUCACCUCAUAUGCAUGUGAAAGCUGGACAAUGAAUAAGGAAAACUGAAGAAGAACUGAUGCAUUCGAAUUAUGGUGUUGGCAAAGAAUAUUGAGUAUACUGUGGACUGCCAGAAGAAAGAACAAAUAUGUCUUGGAAGAAGUACAGCCAGGAUGCGCCUUAGAAGGAAGGAUGGUGAGACUUAGUUUCAUGUACUUUGGACAUGUUAUCAGGAGGAACCAGUCCCUGGAGAAGAACAUCAUGCUUGGUAAAGCAGAAAAUCAUUAAAAAGAGGAAGACCCUCAAAGAGAUGGAUUGACACAGUGGCUGCAACAAUGGGCUCAAACAUAAGCAACGAUUAUGAGAAUGGCACAGGACCAGGCAGUGUUUCAUUCUCUUGUACACAGGGUCUCUGUGGGUCAUAACCAACUCGUUGGCACCUAAACAACAACCUAAAUAUAUAUGCAGCUAAGAGUUCAAUUGCUUCAUCUUUUUAUACAACAUGUAUUUAUUAAAUGCAUUUUAAAAUGCCAAGAGCUAUUGUAGAUGCUGGGGAUAUAGAAGUGACAGGAAAGAAAAGAUUCCUGCCCGUCAGGAACUUGUAUGAAAAGAACAGAUAGUAAACAAGUAAACAAAGAAUAUAAUUUAAUUAAGUGCUAUAAAGGAAAUAAAUAGGGUAAUAAGCUACAAAGUAACUUUGUAGGGGUGGGGAGGUCUAUUUAAGAUGGACAGAGUCUGUUUGAGGAGGUGGUAUUUAAGCUGUGUUUUGAAUGACAAGAAAGAGCCAAUCACAUAAUGAUCAGGAGUAAAAAGCAUCUCAAGCAGAGGCAACAGCCAGAACAAAGGCCUUGAGGAAAGAAAGUUUGUCCCGUUCAUGGAACGGAAAGAAGUUCAGUAUGGUUGGAGCAUAGUGAGGAGAUCAAAAAAGCCAAACCUGUUGCCAUUGAGUCAGUUCCAACUCAUAGUGACCCUAUAGGACAGAGCAGACCUGCCCCAUAGAGUUGCCAGGGAGAUAAGAGGAUGAAAAGAUAGGCUGAAUCAUAUAGGGCCUUACAGGCCCAGGUAAAGAGUUUAACUUCUAUUUCAAAUGUAAUAGAAGGUCAUUGAAGAACUUUAAGCAUGUAAAUUACAUGAACUGAAUUAUGUUUUAAAACAUUACCUUAUGGGAAGAAUGGAUUAUUGAGAGCAAGAAUAAAAGCAGGGAGAGAGACUGCUUAGGAGGCUGCUGUACUAGUUCAGGUAAGAAAUGAUGGUGAUUUGGACAAGGAGGCUGGGAGAGAAGGUAGAAUCAAUAGAUUUAUUAAUAAAGUAGAUUAAUGGGAGGAAGAUAACAGAAGUCAAGAAUAACUCUAAGGUAUAAGGGAUGAAUCGAGUUCUGAUGUUAAGUUGGAGAUAUGUCACAUAUAAAAUUGGAAGUCACCAAGAUGUUGAUGAUAUUUAAAGCCAUGGUUCCAGAUGAAAUCACUAGGAGGAGAGCCUAGGACCAAGCACUGGAUAGAGGAUGAGGAGCCAGCAGUGUGGACACUGAGGAGGAGGCAGAAAGGCAGGGAGAAAACCAGAGAGUAUAUGAGUUUUCUAGACGUGCUUUACCAAUUACUGCAAAUUGGGUGGCUGAAAACAAGAGGAAUUAAUUUUUUCACAGUUCUGGAGCAUAGAAGUCUGAAAUCAUGCAGGGCCAUGCUCCCUCCAAAGGCUCAUGGGAAGAAUCUUUCCUUGUGUCUUCUAGUUCUUGGUGGUUGCUGGCAAUCCUUAGGGCUUCUUGGUUUAUGACAGCAUAAUUCCAAUCUCUGCCUCCUUCUUCACAUGCCCGUUUUCCCUGUGCGUGUGUCUGUAUCCAAAUUUGCCUCUUAAAAGGUCACCAGUCAUUGGAUUAGGACGCACCUUAAUCCAGUGGCCUCAUCAUAACUUGAUUACAUCUGCAAAGAUUCUAUUUCCAAGUAAGGUCACAUUCAGAAGCUCUGGGUGGACAUCAGUUUGGGGUAUAGUGUUCAGCCCAGUACGACAUGGCAUAAAGACUAAGGAGUGAGUAGUAAGCUGUUCCUAAUCUUCUGAGAGGUAAAGAAGGUGAAGACAAUAAAUAAUUCAUCAAAUUUGGUAGUGUGAAGGUCUUUGGUGGGUUUACUCCCCAGGUUCAGUGAGACUGGAAGCCCAAUUAGAGAGGGCUACAAACUAUGAGAUAAAGGGGAGACAACAAAUAUAUAUAACACUUUUUAAGAAGUAUUGUGUGAAACAGGCAGAGAAAUGGGACGGUGGUAACUAGAAGAGGCUUAAGGGAAAAGUUUUUCAAAGAUUGGAGGUUCAAGGUGCCCAUCAGCGGAUGAAUGGAUAGAUAAAUUAUGGUAUAUUCACACAAUGGAAUACUAUGCAUCGAUAAAGAACAGUAAGGAAUCUGUGAAACAUUUUAUAACAUGGAGGAAUCUGGAAGGCAUUAUGCUGGGUGAAAUUAGUCAGUUGCAAAAGGACAAAAAUUGUAUAAAACCACUAUUAUAAGAACUCGAGAAAUGGUUUAAACAGAGAAGAAAAUAUUCUUUGAUUGUUAUGA
Molecule: messenger RNA, 4811 nt
Organism: Loxodonta africana (African savanna elephant)
Lineage: Eukaryota; Metazoa; Chordata; Mammalia; Proboscidea; Elephantidae
Gene: VPS45
Product: vacuolar protein sorting 45 homolog
Exons: 14
Coding region: 368-1867 (499 amino acids)
Biological process (GO): intracellular protein transport; vesicle-mediated transport
Cellular component (GO): Golgi membrane
Source: RefSeq, a predicted model, not a curated record